AUGCAGUUCAUCGAACCGAGGCUGAUCUCUUCAUAUAUGCGACCAGUUCUCACAAUAUUAGUACCGAAACUCAAGGAGCCCGAAUCGAAUCCAGGAGUAAUUCUUAAUGUUCUUCGAGCUAUUGGUGACUUAGCGGAAGUGAAUGGAGGUUCUACAGAGCUAGAGAAAUGGGCUGAUGACUUGCUUGCAAUACUUUUGGAGAUGUUAAGUGAUUCAGGUAAUCCAGACAAACGUGGGGUAGCACUAUGGACAUUGAGGCAGCUAGUGAGCGCAACAGGACGCGUUGUAACACCAUAUCAUAGAUACCCAAUUCUUAUCGAUAUCCUGAUAAAUUUUCUGAAAACUGAGCAGAGACGAUCAAUACGUAGAGAGACAAUUCGUGUGCUAGGACUGCUUGACGCCAUGGAUCCUUACAAACAUAAAAUGAACAAAGGGUUGAUCGAUAGCCAGAAAGACACUAUCUUGAUAUCGCUAUCAGAUUAUAAAAAUAACGAAGCACAAGAUCUAUCAACUGCUGAAAUGUUGGUCAAUAUGGAGACAGUAUUAGAAGAAUAUUAUCCUGCAGUAGCGAUUUCCACGCUCAUGAGGAUUUUACGAGAUCCUACUUUGGCGCAACAUCACACAAUGGUCGUUCAUGCGGUUACAUUCAUAUUCCAAAGUUUAGGAAUUAAAUGUGUUCCAUACCUAGCUCAAGUGCUGCCUAACCUUCUGGACAACAUUCGUACAGCAGAUAUGAAUUUGCGGGAAUUUUUGUUUCAACAGUUGUCGACCCUUAUCCAAAUUGUCAAACAGCAUAUCAUAUGCUACAUGGGGGACAUUUUCAAGCUCGUAAAGGAAUUCUGGGCAAUCAACACGCCAUUGCAACCCACCCUUAUCAAUCUCAUCGAAAAUAUAGCCAUUGCCCUGUCAUGUGAAUUCAAAGACUACCUGCCUCAACUAAUGCCACAAAUUCUUAGAGUUCUCCAGCACGACAUCUCUAAGGAUCGGAUAGUCAUUUAA
This is a messenger RNA of Hermetia illucens (black soldier fly), 999 nucleotides long. Its product is annotated as serine/threonine-protein kinase Tor-like. The transcript is spliced from 2 exons. NCBI's taxonomy places the organism in Eukaryota, Metazoa, Arthropoda, Insecta, Diptera, Stratiomyidae. Gene Ontology annotation, biological process: negative regulation of macroautophagy; protein phosphorylation; TOR signaling. The record is from RefSeq and is a predicted model, not a curated record. Gene Ontology annotation, cellular component: TORC2 complex; nucleus; TORC1 complex. Gene Ontology annotation, molecular function: protein serine/threonine kinase activity. The coding region runs from base 1 to 999 and encodes 332 amino acids.